AUGGCUGCUACUCUAGUUGCAGCUACACUGUGGCUUCUGCCAUAUAGAUUUAAAGGUGCAACUGAUCCCGCUCCUUGCAUAACUGGUGCGGGUACAGACGCUUGCACGUGCCAGGUAGGAUACACGCCCUACGUGAAUCCCCAAGACACUGACGCGGACAGAUUGUGCUACCCUACAUGCACAUAUUGCUUCAACGAGAAUUGCUUUCAUUAUAAUGACGAGGAAAUCAGAUGUACGGCUUGCACGAACGACCACGUCCUUAUAGAUAAAAGUUGCUGGAAGCAGUUUGAAUUUGGAAACUGCAACCUUAAGCAUGAGGGAGACCAGAUUGUCCCAACGUGUCACGAUUGUAGCAAAGGGUAUCAGAAAAUCGGGAACGGCUGCUAUCGAUCUCUGAGUCGAGGAAUGUGCUUUCGAUAUAACGACUCGUACGACAGAGAGCGAGAACACUGCGUAUCAUGCAAGAAUGGGUGGACUAUGGCCUAUGGAGAUUGCAUCUGUGCAGGUUUUGGAAAUUCUGAUAAGUGUCUUUCGGCAGGCGCAGCCGUAGCCAUCUCAGUGAUAGUCACCGUACUUCUCUGUGCAGUUAUGACAACUCUGGCUUUCUAUUUCCUCAUUAAAAGGCAAAAGAGAUCCUCCGCGCCCAUAAAACCAAACUCGGGCAUCCUCCAACCUGAAGGUACGUCCCUGCUCAGUACUCCUGGAUCUUUUAUCUAA
Molecule: messenger RNA, 717 nt
Organism: Giardia duodenalis
Lineage: Eukaryota; Fornicata; Diplomonadida; Hexamitidae
Product: High cysteine membrane protein
Exons: 1
Coding region: 1-717 (238 amino acids)
Source: RefSeq, a predicted model, not a curated record